Astrephomene gubernaculifera is the source of this 3357-nucleotide messenger RNA. Lineage: Eukaryota; Viridiplantae; Chlorophyta; Chlorophyceae; Chlamydomonadales; Astrephomenaceae. The record is from the annotation of a GenBank genome assembly.
AUGCAACGCAGCCCUAUCUGUAACUGUACCUAACAGCAUGACCGAACCGCUGCAGUCCGACCACACACACUACUAUACACAACUAUACACAACACAUGGGCAGGCCAUGAGAUCGCUUCGGUCUGGUAACAAGACAUUUCUGGUCAAUCAAGUUGCAGCACGCCGGACAUCCAACAGGAGGCAUAUCGUUGUCAUGUAGGUUGGGUUCAUCACCCGUCCUCCCUCUUAGGGAACCAUUGUUAUGGUCAUUCCUUCACGUAGCGUGUGCGUAUUGCUGGCCUGAAACAGCAGUAUUGCUGCUGGACACCAAAAGUGAGGCACAAGGUUUGAAGCGGGCUGGUAGGCAGGCCGUCCAACGGCACCAGCAGAAGCUGGAAAAGUGAGGCUUGGCAAUGUUACGCAAGUCGACGUACGGGGUCACCACAGCACAUGUUGCUUGCGCGGCUUUGGCCCAACCGCACUACGUCUAUGCCAUGAGGUCCACCGGAGACGGCAUCGUUGGCGACGAUUCCAACAGUGACAAAGCCGCCUCCGAUGGCAACACCUCAAUCGCGACCGCUUGCCUUCCUGUCUUCGCCGCGGCGGCUCCCGCCGGGCCCGCGACCCCCCCUGCCAUGCCGGCUCCUGCCGGUCUCGCCCUCCCGCGGCUUUCGUCUUAUGCGCUCGACGUGGGAUCCGAGUACGACCCAGGUUCUCCAGGAUCCCCGGAUCCAGGGCUGACGGCCGGCAGCGCAGGACGGAGCACAGGCGUCGAGGGAGCGACAGCAGUUUCGGAUCAGCAGCAACGGCAAAACGGCUUUGCUGGUGACACAUGGGUGACCCAUGGGUCACUUGGGUCGUCAGCGGCGCCGCGCUUCCAGGAACCGGCGUCCCCUCCUCUGCAGCAGCAGAGGAAAGGAUCGGGACUGGUUUUGUUGGGGGCAAUGGCGGCAGCGCUGGUGACCCGUGGGUCAAUUGAGCAGCAGCAGCAACAGCAGCUACUACAACAGCUGCAGGAGCCCCGGCUAACCGCCACGCCACCAUCGCUUCUUCACAGCAAAUUGCAGGCCCCCCCUCAACCACCCUCGCUGUCAUCAACUGCAUCCUCGCUGCCGACGCCGGAGUCUACCGUCGAGCCACCGUCCCCCUCGCCACCCUCGCCGCCACCAUCCUCCCUUCCCCUGGAAAGCGGUUCGCAGCCUGUCCCAAUGCAGCUGCACCAGCUGCCAAUCUCUGAGCUUCCGCAGCAGGACCCGGCGCAGUCGGAGCUGCCUGCGCCGCGUGAGUCGCGCCCGUCACCUCCAUCGCCGCCGGCGCCAAUAAUGGAGCAGCCAUCGCCGCUGCCUCAAUCGCCUCUGCCACCGCCGCCAACCCCGGCGGAUCAAUCACCGCCGCCGCUGCCGCAAGCGUCGCCGCCUCAGCUGAAGGAGAAGGAGGAGCCUCAGCCGCAACUGCCAACGCAGCCGCCGCCACCCCCGGAGCCGCUGCCUGAGUCGCCACCGCCGCCGCCGCUAUCGCCGCCGCCACUACCACCGCCGCCGCCGCUGCCUACGUCACCUCCAAUCCCACAGGCGUCAGCGCCAUGGCCGCCGUCAGUGGACCCGUCGCCGUCGGCGGCAGCAGCGGCAGCAGUACGGCCUCAGUUUCCUGCCGUACCAGCGGCCGAUCAGUGCCAAGAUCCCGAAGAAGGCGUGCAGGCCGCGGCGGCGGCGGCGGAACCGCUCGGCCCGCCGUCGCUGCCGCCGCCGCCGCCAGGUGAUGUAGCGGAGGCGGAGAAGCAAUACGGGACUAACCAUCCCCAGCUGCAACCCCUGGCGGAGGCGCCGCCGCUGUCGUCGCACCCUCAGCCUCGGCGCCCAGACGGGUCUCCUGAGGAGCAGCAACCAGCGGAGGCGGCGGAAGCGGCGGAGGCGGAGGCGGAGGCGGAGGGAGUGCCGGCGGCGGGUGCGGGUGCGGGUGCGGCUGAGGAGGAUGCGGGGCAGCUGUCAUUACAACCCCCGCCGCUGCAUCGACUGCAGCAACCAACGCUGGAGCUGAAGCGCAGGGCGAACGAGACGGUCAAGGAGGAGAGUGGGUCGCUUUCGCCUCCGCCUCUGCCUCCGCCUCCGCCGCAGCCUCAGCAGCCUCAGCAGCCUCCUUCGUCGCCUCCAGCACCACCACAGCAGCAGCAGCAGCAGCGGCGGCAGCGGCAGCAGCGACAGCCGCCGGAGCCUUUCAAGGACAGCCAGGCGGCCACGAAGGCGGUGGCGGGCGACGCACCACAGCCGCAGCCUCCGUCGCUUACCCCGGCUGCUGCUGCUGAUCCGCCAGUGGCUUCGGGGGGCGCGACACAGCCGCAGCAGCCGCCGUCUCUCGCGUCGGCUCCGUCGGCUCCGUCGGCUCCGUCGGCUCCGUCGGCUCCGUCACCAACACCAACAUCACAACCACCGCAACAGCAGCACCAGCCGCCACAACCCAUGCAGCAGCCUCCGGAACCCUUCAAGACGCUUGAAAGUCUGCUUUCAACGGAAGUUACACCCAAGGAGACGAGACUGAUGACCCAUGGGUCACUGGAGUCCCAGCCGUCAUCCCAAUUCGACGAGUUCGGACCACUGCCGCCGCCCAUUUCCAGCCGCAUCUCCACUACAUUCGUCCAAGUGCCGCCUGCAGACCCACGGGUCAGUCGCGCCGCCCUGCCCUACGAGUACGACACUCGCGCCCGUGCGCUGCUGCUCCGAAUGGCGGUCGCCGCCGUACUGUUUUUCAUUUCGGUGGCAAUGGUCGCGGCGGCGGUGUUGACGGUGGUGGGCUGGCGUCCGCUGCUGGUGGCGGCGGCGAUUGCGGAGGCGGCUUUCCUGCUGCACUAUCCGUACAGGUACUCCAGCUUUAACGCCCAACCGCCUCGCCACGCGCCUGACAACCAUGACGGCCUAACCGCUUUCAACCGACUACUGGAGGUGUGUCGCCAGUCGUCGUACGUCAUUGACGCAGACACCUACUUAGGCACCUGGUUUUGCGGGGCCGACCCACGGGUCAUCAAGCAGGAUAACCUGGCGGAUCUCCUGGCGUACGGAUUCUGGUACAAAAGCAGGACCCAAAUGGAGCGCGAGGGUCACGGUCCGCUGCUGCGGCGCUGCGUGGCGCAGCUGCAGUCCGCGUUCCGCAUCUCCCUGCCCCCGGGCUAUACCCCCAACCUGUCCUGCAUGACACACCUGUGGGAGCCGCUGAGGGCGGGGUACAGGCCACUGCUCUUCUACGGCGCCACUGAGGUCAUCGCGCUGUUGGGCCACUCGCUGCUCGCCGCCAUGGGUUUCACACUGGGCUGCGACCCGGGGUCGGGAAUGCUGGUUGCGGCAACGGAGGAGCUGCGACUGGGGGCGGCGGAGGAGGAGGAGAGGA